CACUGCGCCUGCGCCCCGCCGCGCACCGGCCUCAUGCGCUUCCCCGCCGAGCCGGCUGGCAGCCGAGCGGCGCGCGCUCCGUCCCUCCGCCCGCCCUCCGCGCGCCGCCCCGCGGGCACAGCGAGGCAGAUGAAGUACAUCCUGGUCACGGGCGGGGUGAUCUCGGGCAUCGGCAAGGGGAUCAUCGCCAGUAGCAUCGGCACCAUCCUCAAGUCCUGCGGGCUGCAUGCCACCUCCAUCAAGAUCGACCCCUACAUCAACAUCGACGCUGGCACCUUCUCCCCGUACGAGCACGGGGAGGUGUUUGUGCUGGAUGAUGGUGGGGAGGUGGACCUGGACCUCGGUAACUACGAGCGCUUCCUCGACAUCCGACUCACCAAAGACAACAACCUGACCACUGGGAAGAUCUACCAGUAUGUCAUCAACAAGGAGCGGAAGGGAGACUAUCUAGGCAAAACUGUCCAAGUUGUUCCCCACAUCACUGAUGCGAUACAAGAAUGGGUAAUGCGGCAGGCACAAAUUCCUGUAGAUGAAGAUGGCAUUGAACCCCAAGUUUGUGUGAUUGAGCUUGGGGGGACAGUAGGCGAUAUUGAAAGCAUGCCUUUCAUUGAAGCUUUCCGCCAGUUCCAGUUCAAAGCUAAAAGAGAGAAUUUUUGUAACAUUCAUGUCAGUCUAGUUCCCCAGCCAAGCUCUACAGGAGAGCAGAAGACUAAACCCACCCAAAACAGUGUUCGUGAACUCAGAGGUCUUGGUCUCUCACCAGAUCUGAUUGUUUGCAGGUGCUCCACUCCACUGGAUACCUCAGUAAAAGAAAAGAUUUCCAUGUUCUGUCAUGUUGAACCAGAACAGGUCAUCUGUGUUCAUGAUGUCUCCUCUAUCUACCGAGUUCCUCUGCUGUUAGAGGAGCAGGGAGUUGUCGACUACUUCAGACACAGGCUUGACCUUCCCAUUGAGAGGCAGCCCAGGAGGAUGCUCAUGAAGUGGAAGGAAAUGGCUGACAGGUAUGACCGUCUCCUUGAAACAUGCUCCAUUGCACUUGUUGGCAAAUACACCAAGUUUUCAGACUCCUACGCAUCGGUCAUUAAAGCACUGGAGCAUUCUGCACUGGCCAUCAACCACAAACUUGACAUUAAGUAUAUUGACUCUGCUGACUUGGAGCCAGAUACUCUGCAGGAAGAACCUGUCCGAUACCAUGAAGCAUGGCAGAAGCUGUGUGGUGCUGACGGAGUUCUGGUUCCUGGUGGAUUUGGUGUUCGAGGGACUGAAGGCAAAAUUCAAGCUAUUUCCUGGGCAAGAAAACAGAAAAAGCCCUUCUUAGGAGUUUGUCUGGGAAUGCAGUUAGCAGUUGUGGAGUUUGCACGCAGUGUUCUUGGUUGGCAAGAUGCUAACUCGACAGAAUUUGACCCCAAAACUUCUCAUCCAGUGGUCAUAGACAUGCCGGAACAUAAUCCUGGGCAAAUGGGCGGGACCAUGAGGCUUGGCAAGAGAAGAACACUCUUCCAAACCAAGAACUCAAUCAUGAGGAAGCUGUACGGAGAUCAUGAUUUCUUGGAAGAGAGACAUAGACACAGAUUUGAGGUCAAUCCAGAAUUGAAAAAGUGUUUUGAAGAGCAAGGUUUGAAGUUUGUAGGCCAGGAUGAGGAGGGGGAGCGAAUGGAAGUGAUUGAGUUGGAAGAGCAUCCUUUCUUUGUUGGUGUUCAGUACCACCCUGAAUUCCUCUCUAGACCAAUUAAGCCAUCUCCCCCAUACUUCGGCCUCCUCUUGGCGUCUGCAGGAAGACUCACUCAUUAUCUACAAAAGGGCUGCAGGCUCUCACCCAGGGACACCUACAGCGACAGGAGUGGCAGCAGCUCACCUGAUUUGGAGAUAACAGAGUUGAAGUUUCCAUCAGUAAAUCACGACUGAUUCCUGAUGGGUCUUUGCUGAAGAGAAGAGUCUUCAUUAGACUUUCCAGGCGUUCUUACAGCAAUAGCUUGAACACCGUCAGCUUUGGGCUUUAAGUUAUGGUUUUAUAAUUUUCGUUAUGAAAUCCUGUCCCUUUAUUUCCUCAACUCUUCUGUCCUUUGUUUAUUUUCUGUGUAGAUUCUGUUUAGUUCUGGAGGAGAGCUCAUCACAGCACCCGCACCUGUACACUUUCUUCAGUUAGCACCAUCUUGGAGGCAAAAAAAAGGCAAUUUCGGGUAUGGGAUUGGACGUGCUGGGGAGAGAAUGUGGGUGCGCGCUCCUUCCUAACGCACGGCAACGCUGGCAUCAGUUUGUAUCUUGGACACUGGCAGUGGGUUGCUUUCUCCAGCCUGUCUGCUCCCUCUCAGCGUUUUUUUUACUUACUGGUGAAAUGACAUGGAUGAACUGGAUUCUGGGGGCUCCCUCGGUUCCUGAGCUGUGCUGCAGAGGAUGAGUCUGUGCAGCUUUAUGCAGCCUGUUUUGGUUUUUUUUUUGUUUCUUUUUUUUGGGUGUGUAUGUUUUUGUUCUGUUUUAUUUCAAUAGUAUUUAAAAACAUUUGGCACUGGUGGGCUUGGUGCAUUCAUUGCCAGCAAUGAACUUUUAACCAGGAAAAUCUUCCUGGAAUAGAAGAGUUAAUUGGGAACACGAUCAGCUCUCCCUGCGGUACGGCACCCUGCAGGGAUGCGAUUAACUUCGAUCGUGGGGUGGGAGGGGAGGAGAAGCAAAGCUGCCAGGAGAGCCCAUUGCUGCCUGAGACGAGGCGUUACCCUUAGCCCUUCCUAUGCCGGCGUUUGCUGGUGCUGCUUCUUGGGCUGGGAAACUUCAACUCCUUGCAUCAAGGGGGAGGUACAGAAAAGACAGUGAACUACUUUCAGCUGCUGCCUUUUAAAAGCUCCUGUUGUGAUUUGCCUUGGACCGAACAGUUCAUGGUGCUUUUCUUUUUUCAUUUCUGGGAAGCGGAGCCUUCCGUUGCCUUUUCUGACACGGCGGAGCCGCGCGUCCCGCGCUCGCUGCCGUGCACGUGUGCCGCUCCUGCGGGAGGGGCCGCGCAACUCGCCCGCGGCGUUACUCGGCUCAGCCUGUAGACGCGCGCUGUCCCAGCGUGCGCUCGGCUUCGCGCUCCUGGGGUGGGAAAUGCACUCGCCUUUUUCUUCCUCCUGCCCCUUGCUGCAGCGUGAGCGACAGUUCUUGGUCUUUGGUGACUCAGAAAUAAGGACGAAGGUGUGUCAGUCUGCAGUGUUGUAUGGUCGGAGCUCUUUUACAUUAAAGUUUGGGAGAAGCUGCGUGUCUCGAGCCUGGCUGAAUGCUAACUCCGGGCCGUCUGACGCCAGACUGGAUUAAGCACUGUCCUGUCUCAACUGAAGCCAUCUUUUCCACAGCCCAUCUUGCUUUAUUCCUCAAUUAUUUAAAAUAUAGGCUGUAAAGCUGCUUUUAGCCCAGAAAGCUUUGAGCGUUCUUUGUGUGUGCCAAUUAUAACAAAUGCAAAUACGACCAGCCGAGUCGAACUCUGCCGAACUCCUGGCCAUGGAAUGGCUGGUCCUCUGGGGGUGGGAGGUCAGUCCUUACCUGUAGCACCACUUUGUUUUCUUUCUCCAGAAAUGUUUGGCCAAAACUACAACUGACUUGGUCAUGAAAUGCUUAUUUGUAAUAAAACAAAUAACUAUCCAGGA
Phalacrocorax carbo (great cormorant) is the source of this 3614-nucleotide messenger RNA. Lineage: Eukaryota; Metazoa; Chordata; Aves; Suliformes; Phalacrocoracidae. The record is from RefSeq and is a predicted model, not a curated record.